Nymphaea colorata (pocket water lily) is the source of this 2091-nucleotide messenger RNA. Its product is annotated as cytochrome b561 domain-containing protein At2g30890-like. The record is from RefSeq and is a predicted model, not a curated record. The transcript is spliced from 6 exons. NCBI's taxonomy places the organism in Eukaryota, Viridiplantae, Streptophyta, Magnoliopsida, Nymphaeales, Nymphaeaceae. Gene Ontology annotation, molecular function: transmembrane monodehydroascorbate reductase activity. Bases 208 to 1233 code for a protein of 341 amino acids.
CCAAACAACUCUAGCAAGUCACUUUUUCUUUGGCCAUUUCCUCUAAAAACAAGAAAGUUCCAUUUUAUCUUCCAAAAUCAAGACCAAUCUUCACUUUUUUUUUCUUAAAUCCCAAGAGCGCCAUUUUCUCUCCUUUAACAAUGAACACAAUUUUGGCAAACCAUUAAAGAGAUGAUAAAUUUUAUGGUGGUCUUUUUGCAUGGUUAGAUGCUUGAACGGAAACUAUUGUUGUUAUCUAACUGCGGAAACCAAAAGAGCUUCAUUCCACUUUUCUGGACGAAGAGUGUACUAUGGUUAUUCCUUGGGAUUUAUUUAAAGUUGCUAUGUGCAAAAGAUUUGUUGAUUGUUGAUCGUUCCUCUCUCUCCCUCUCCCUCUCUCUCUCUCUUUAUCUUUCUCUUUCUCUCUGUUGCAAAUUGAUCAUAUACGGGAGGUGUUUGCGAUGCCUACUGUGCUGCAGAAUCUUGAUUUCUGCACGAAACUUUAAGACGAUCGCGUGCAUGAGUCAUACAUGGCUUCUUGUUUCUGUACUUAUGUCCCCUGCUGGUUCUGUUGUUGUUUCAUCUGAAGAAUCAUUAGAGAAGGCAGGGCACCAAACUGGAAACAACACUCUUCAGAAGAUAGACCCUCAGCUUCAGUUUCAGAUGGAAGUCCACGGCUUCAUGCUUUGGGCAUCUGUUGGUCUUCUGACUCCCGUUGGAGUGGUUUUGAUGAGAAUGUCACACAGAGUAGACUGUAGAAAAAAAUUGAAGAUCCUGUUCUACCUUCAUGCUGUUUUGGAGAUCAUCUCUGUUUCGCUGGCAACUAUUGGAGCUAUCAUGGCCCUCAAAAACUUCGAGAACAAGUUCAACAACACCCACCAAAGGAUUGGCCUUGCUAUCUAUGCACUUCUUUGGCUACAACCCUUCGUUGGCUUAUGCAGGCCUCACAGGGGGAUCAAAGGAAGAAGUUCUUGGUAUUUUCUGCAUUGGCUGCUUGGAACAGGAGUAUCAUUGUUAGGGUUCCUAAACAUCUAUAUUGGUCUUUAUGCUUACCAUAAUAGGACCUCCAACAAUGUGACUGUGUGGGUCAUCCUUCUCACCUCUGAAGUCUCCUUCAUUUCUUUUCUUUACCUGUUGCAAGAUAAAUGGGAUUAUCUGCAGAAGCAAAGGUCAUUUCUUGGAGCAGAAGAACCAAUUCGACCAACACAUCAAGUUUCUUCACUCGCAAACAAAAUGGGUGGUUCACAUUCAUGACAUAGAGAAGACUCUUUUUUUGGUUUCCAGGAUUUUUUUUUUUCCAAGACUCGUUAUUUUUUUUUUCUUUCUUCAUCAAUAAUUUUGCAGAAUGUUAGUAGCAAGAAGGAACUAAGUUUAUGAACUCCACGUCCUGUGUAGAGAGUUCAUGGAAUUAGUUUCUUUGCUAUUAUGCCAAACAUUCUAAUGACAUGUGAUAUCCAACAGCAAGUCUAUACCUUAUGAAAUUGCUGGUUUCUUACAGUCGAAUGAAAAUAUUUUCACCCUUAUAUAUAUUCAACAGGAACACACACACAUACAUACAUACAUACAUACAUACAUACAUAUAUAUAUAUAUAUAUAUGUGUGUGUGUGUGUGUGUGUGUGUGUGUGUCAUCCGUUGGUAUAUGUAUCUGUGUAUCUGUCCUUCAAGACAUGCAUGUUGGGCCAAAGUGUAUUCAACAAAGGUCCUUUUGGCAAAACAUGCGACCCUUGAAGACUCAAAAAUGAAGACAUCUGUCUUUAUUCAAAUACAUAAUCAUUUGCUGCCUUAAUUUGUGCCUUAAAAUUGUUGAUCUUAACUAUUAUCAGAUAAUUCAAAUGGCAUUUUUGUAGUCAGAUUGCAAAAAAACGAAAUUCAAAUCUUCAGGCUCUGAAAAUUCUUAGGGUGACAAUCAAUGACCCCAAGAAAUGGCUAUAAGCUGGACCAGUCAACGCUGCCUUCCGAGAGUACAGAAAUUCUAGUUGGUGCAGACCGGAGCCAAUUUGUGUCUGGUGUGGGCACACAAAGUUAGUUUAAUAUUAUGUUAAUAUUUUGAUGUAUUUGAUUGUUAUACAUAUAAGUACCCCUAAAUAAAUUAAAGAUAUUGAAUGACUGUC